GGGGCGGAUAGUUUUGAUUUUCUCUACAUCGUGCUUAGCCAAUAAUGUAGAGGGAACUGUUGUGCACAUCUCAGCUGGCAAACAUUUAAAAGGGAGACAGUCCGGCGCUGGAGCAAUUUGUAUUAAACCCCCUGGCCCCUGUCUAUGGAGCGGUUAGUGUCCCACCCAUCCACAGCCCCACCAGUGUACAGUCGACAGCAGUAGGUGCCUAUCAGUUUGGAAGGUGCCGCAGAGGAUUGACAGAAUCACAUCGUCGCACUUGUAACAGCGGAGGCUCGCACAGAUGGCGAACUCAACGCGUAUCUUCUGCAUUAUGGUUUUCAUCAUGGGGCUGCUAUCUUUUCCCGUGGAUUCCAAAAGAAACCGAGGUUCACAAGGGGCCAUUCCUCAUCCUGACAAAAGCAACCCAAACGAAUCGGAGCAGCAACCGCAGCCUCCGCAGGCGGGCUCUGGGUCCCGGCAGAGGCAGGGCUCAUCCUCACCGGCCGACGAGGUGCUGGAAUCCAGCCAGGAAGCUUUACAUGUGACGGAGCGCCAGUAUUUAAAACGGGACUGGUGCAAGACUCAGCCCCUCAAGCAGACCAUCCACGAGGAGGGCUGCGUCAGCCGCACCAUCAUCAAUCGCUUUUGUUACGGACAGUGCAACUCCUUUUACAUCCCCAGGCACAUCCGCAGGGAGGAGGGUGCCUUCCAGUCCUGUUCUUUUUGCAAGCCGAAGCGUUUUACCACCAUGUCUUUUACUUUGAAUUGUCCGGACCAGCAGCCACCCACCAAGAAGAAACGCAUCCAGCGCGUCAAACAGUGCCGCUGUAUAUCCAUAGACCUGGACUAAAGAAAUUUGUUCGAUGCGUUUUUCAUACUCUUAUUCUUCGCAGACAGGAUUGU
Messenger RNA from Etheostoma cragini (Arkansas darter), 885 nucleotides. RefSeq names its product gremlin 1b (gene grem1b). The coding region runs from base 284 to 832 and encodes 182 amino acids. Gene Ontology annotation, molecular function: receptor ligand activity; BMP binding. NCBI's taxonomy places the organism in Eukaryota, Metazoa, Chordata, Actinopteri, Perciformes, Percidae. The transcript is spliced from 2 exons. Gene Ontology annotation, biological process: animal organ morphogenesis. The record is from RefSeq and is a predicted model, not a curated record.